Molecule: messenger RNA, 199 nt
Organism: Ambispora gerdemannii
Lineage: Eukaryota; Fungi; Glomeromycota; Glomeromycetes; Archaeosporales; Ambisporaceae
Source: the annotation of a GenBank genome assembly
GAUUUGCAAUAGUAAUGUGGGAAAUUGCAGCAAGAAAAAAGCCAUCGAAGUUUCCGCGAUUAAAAAUGGUGAGCGUCCAUCACCAGUCCCAAACGAUAUUAUGUUCGAAUAUCAAAGGAUAAUGGAUUCUACGAUGGAUGCGAUAACUCAGAAAUUGCAUGUGCUUCGUAAGAAAAUUAAAUCUAGAUUACGUUCUUGA